Messenger RNA from Puccinia triticina, 396 nucleotides. RefSeq lists its product as uncharacterized. Lineage: Eukaryota; Fungi; Basidiomycota; Pucciniomycetes; Pucciniales; Pucciniaceae. The transcript has a single exon. The coding region runs from base 1 to 396 and encodes 131 amino acids. The record is from RefSeq and is a predicted model, not a curated record.
AUGGAGCGCUCAACGAGUCGGUCGACCUACUUCUUCUUCCCAAACUACGAGGACCAUUUCCCAGAGGACGGCAGCCCCCCCGGCGGCCCCAACAAGCGCGAAGAAUCCAUCCCAUUCCCGGAUAGUCCUACCUACGACGCCAAAUUCACCCGGCCCGUGCCAUUUGCCAGAUUCAAACACCCCUCCUCCCCUCCUGGCGAUCUAUCCGGGAACCGGGAAGCAGAAACCAACCUGAUCCUCCGAUAUCUUUACGAGGCCACCCAGGGCUCUAGCCUCAAUCAGCUCUCCGACGACUUCUCGAAACCCUCUGCCUCCUCACUCUCUUCCAGCUUCCCGAAUCACUCUACCCGACUACCGCUCGUCACUUAUCUCAAGAAGAUCUGGCGAUCGAGUUGA